This is a messenger RNA of Cercocebus atys (sooty mangabey), 4730 nucleotides long. RefSeq names its product patatin-like phospholipase domain containing 7 (gene PNPLA7). Gene Ontology annotation, cellular component: endoplasmic reticulum. NCBI's taxonomy places the organism in Eukaryota, Metazoa, Chordata, Mammalia, Primates, Cercopithecidae. The record is from RefSeq and is a predicted model, not a curated record. Gene Ontology annotation, biological process: lipid metabolic process. Gene Ontology annotation, molecular function: phosphatidylcholine lysophospholipase A1 activity.
GCGAUCCACGCCCCCCCUGCGGCACGCCCACAACCCGGAUCCACGCCCCGCCAGCGUCACCUCCCCUCCAACAGUGCUUUUCCGGAAGGCAGCGCUGCCCCCACCCCCCGCCGCGCUGGUCCUGGCUCCUCUUGACCUGCUUGGAGCCGCCCCAUCUGGCUGCUGUUGUGGGUUCCAGGACAGCCACGUGAGGGCUGUUUACAGAGGGAAGGAAGUGGCUCCUAACAGACGACAGACGCUUCUCAAAAGACACCUGCUCUUCCUGUAGAACAGACUUUUUCAGCAGGAUUUUCCUUUCAGUGAAACGUGAUUUAACUUGAAAAGGAACCCAGGGAGAAGUCUGAGUCCACAGCUGUCCGGGUGUGAGCCUGAGCGGGUAGAGGUGUGCCCUUGUUUGCCUCAGGCUGUCUGAUUUUCUCAGGCUGUUUUUUCUGUUUCUGUCCAUGGACGAAGAGAAAGAUGACAGCCCAAAGGCUGGCUUCUGCCUGGGCACCGCUCUGCACUCUUGGGGGCUGUGGUUCACGGAGGAAGGUUCACCGUCCACCAUGCUGACGGGGAUUGCGGUUGGAGCCCUCCUGGCGCUGGCCUUGGCUGGUGUUCUCAUUCUUUUCACGUUCAGAAGGCUUAGCCAAUUUCGACAAGCGCAGCCCACUCCUCAGUACCGGUUCCGAAAGAGAGACAAAGUGAUGUUUUAUGGCCGGAAGAUCAUGAGGAAGGUGACCACGCUCCCCAACACCCUUGUGGAGAACACCGCACUGCCCCGGCAGCGGGCCAGGAAGAGGACCAAGGUGCUGUCUUUGGCCAAGAGGAUUCUGCGUUUCAAGAAGGAAUACCCGGCCCUGCAGCCCAAGGAGCCCCCGCCCUCCCUGCUGGAGGCCGACCUCACGGAGUUUGACGUGAAGAAUUCUCACCUACCAUCGGAGGUUCUGUACAUGCUGAAAAAUGUUCGGGUCCUGGGCCACUUCGAGAAGCCGCUGUUCCUGGAGCUUUGCAAACACAUCGUCUUUGUGCAGCUGCAGGAGGGCGAGCACGUCUUCCGGCCCGGGGCGCCAGACCCCAGCAUCUGUGUGGUGCAGGACGGGCGGCUGGAGGUCUGCAUCCAGGACGCUGACGGCACCGAGGUGGUGGUGAAAGAGGUUCUGGCGGGAGACAGCGUCCACAGCCUGCUCAGCAUCCUGGACAUCAUCACCGGCCACACUGCACCUUACAAAACGGUCUCCGCCCGCGCGGCCGUCCCGUCCACCAUCCUCCGGCUUCCAGCUGCGGCUUUUCACGGAGUUUUUGAGAAAUAUCCAGAAACUCUGGUGAGGGUGGUGCAGAUCAUCAUGCUGCGGCUGCAGAGAGUGACCUUCCUGGCUCUGCACAACUACCUCGGCCUGACCACAGAGCUCUUCAACCCUGAGAGCCAGGCCAUCCCUCUCGUGUCUGUAGCCAGCGUGGCUGCUGGGAAGGCCAAGAAACAGGUGUUCUAUGGUGAAGAAGAGCGGCUUAAAAAGCCACCGCGGCUCCAGGAGUCCUGUGACUCAGAUCACAGGGGCGGCCGCCCAGCAGCUGCUGGGCCUCUGCUGAAGAGGAGCCAGUCCGUUCCUGCGCCUUCUGUUCGCAAAGAGAUCUUGGACGAGCUGGAGAAGCCCGAGGCAGGUGACGCUGACCCUUCAGCCCCACAAGGGGGCCCAGCCAGUGCCACUUCCGAUCUGGGGAUGGCAUGUGACCGUGCCAGGGUCUUCCUGCACUCGGACGAGUACCCCGGGAGCUCCAUGGCCAGCAAGUCCAAGAAAAACAUGAUGGUCGCAGAGAUGCCCUCCCCGGUCUCCCACCACUCAGAGAGUCACGCGGAUGAGACCCUGGCCAGCAGGAAGUCGGACGCCAUCUUCAGAGCUGCCAAGAAGGACCUGCUUACCCUGAUGAAGCUGGAAGACUCAUCUCUGUUGGAUGGCCGGGUGGUGCUUCUCCACGUUCCUGCAGGCACGGUGGUGUCAAGGCAGGGAGACCAGGACGCCAGCAUCCUGUUCGUGGUCUCCGGGCUGCUGCACGUGUACCAGAGGAAGAUCGGCAGCCAGGAGGACACCUGCCUGUUCCUCACGCGCCCCGGGGAGAUGGUGGGCCAGCUGGCGGUGCUCACCGGGGAGCCGCUCAUCUUCACCAUCAAGGCCAACAGGGACUGCAGCUUCCUGUCCAUCUCCAAGGCCCACUUCUAUGAAAUCAUGCGGAAGCAGCCAACUGUUGUCCUGGGCGUGGCGCACACCGUGGUGAAGAGGAUGUCGUCCUUCGUGCGGCAAAUCGACUUUGCCCUGGACUGGGUGGAGGUGGAGGCCGGGCGAGCGAUAUACAGGCAGGGGGACAAAUCUGACUGCACGUACAUCGUGCUCAGCGGCCGGCUGCGCUCUGUGAUCCGGAAGGACGACGGGAAGAAGCGCCUGGCCGGGGAGUACGGCCGAGGAGACCUUGUCGGUGUGGUGGAGACGCUGACCCACCAGGCCCGGGCGACCACGGUGCAUGCCGUUCGGGACUCAGAACUGGCCAAGCUGCCGGCAGGAGCCCUCACGUCCAUCAAGCGCAGGUACCCACAGGUGGUGACUCGGCUGAUUCAUCUCUUGGGUGAGAAGAUCCUGGGCAGCCUCCAGCAGGGACCUGUGACAGGCCACCAGCUUGGGCUCCCCACGGCGGGCAGCAAGUGGGACUCAGGGAACCCGGCUGUCAACCUGUCCACGGUGGCAGUGAUGCCCGUGUCAGAGGAAGUGCCCCUCACCGCCUUCGCCCUGGAGCUGGAGCACGCCCUCAGCGCCAUCGGCCCGACCCUGCUGCUGACCAGUGACAACAUAAAACGGCGCCUCGGCUCCGCUGCCCUGGACAGUGUCCACGAGUACCGGCUGUCCAGCUGGCUGGGGCAGCAGGAGGACACGCACAGGAUCGUGCUCUACCAGGCAGACGGCACGCUCACACCCUGGACCCAGCGCUGCGUGCGCCAGGCCGACUGCAUCCUCAUCGUGGGCCUGGGUGACCAGGAGCCCACAGUAGGCGAGCUGGAGCGGAUGCUGGAGAGCACAGCUGUGCGUGCUCAGAAGCAGCUGAUCCUGCUGCACCGGGAGGAGGGCCCGGCGCCGGCCCGCACCGUGGAGUGGCUGAACAUGCGGAGCUGGUGCUCCGGCCACCUGCACCUCUGCUGCCCGCGCCGCGUCUUCUCCAGGAGGAGCCUGCCCCAGCUGGUGGAGAUGUACAAGCGCGUCUUCCAGCGGCCCCCGGACCGACACUCAGACUUCUCCCGCUUGGCCAGGGUGCUGACGGGCAACGCCAUUGCCCUGGUGCUUGGGGGAGGGGGAGCAAGACAAGCAGACAUUGCCUAUAAAGAAACAUACAAUGGUCCAUUGGAGGCUUGUGCCAGGUGGGCGUUUCUCAAGGCUUUGGCGGGUGCGGGCAUCCCUGUGGAUCUCGGUGGGCGCACAUCCAUCGGGGCCUUCAUGGGUGCCCUGUACUCUGAGGAGCGGAACUACAGCCAGAUGCGGAUCCGGGCCAAGCAGUGGGCUGAGGGCAUGACGUCCAUGAUGAAGGCUGCACUGGACCUCACCUACCCCAUCACAUCCAUGUUCUCUGGAGCCGGCUUCAACAGCAGCAUCUGCAGCGUCUUCAAGGACCGGCAGAUCGAGGACCUGUGGAUUCCCUAUUUCGCCAUCACCACUGACAUCACAGCCUCGGCCAUGCGGGUCCACACCGACGGCUCCCUGUGGCGGUAUGUGCGUGCCAGCAUGUCCCUGUCUGGUUACAUGCCACCUCUCUGUGACCCCAAGGACGGACACCUGCUGAUGGAUGGGGGCUACAUCAACAACCUCCCAGCGGAUGUGGCCCGGUCCAUGGGGGCAAAAGUGGUGAUUGCCAUUGAUGUGGGCAGCCGAGAUGAGACGGACCUCACCAACUAUGGGGAUGCGCUGUCUGGCUGGUGGCUGCUGUGGAAACGCUGGAACCCCUUGGCCACGAAAGUCAAGGUGUUGAACAUGGCGGAGAUUCAGACGCGCCUGGCCUACGUGUGCUGCGUGCGGCAGCUGGAGGUGGUGAAGAGCAGUGACUACUGCGAGUACCUGCGCCCCCCUAUCGACAGCUAUGGCACCCUGGACUUCAGCAAGUUCAACGAGAUCUGCGAAGUGGGGUACCAGCACGGGCGCACGGUGUUUGACAUCUGGGGCCGCAGUGGCGUGCUGGAGAAGAUGCUGCGCGACCAGCAGGGCCCAAGCAAGAGGCCCUCAAGUGAGGUCCUCACCUGUCCCAACGCCUCCUUCACGGACCUUGCUGAAAUUGUGUCUUGCAUUGAGCCCGCCAAGCCCGCCAUGGUGGAUGACGAAUCUGACUACCAGACGGAGUAUGAGGAGGAGCUGCUGGACGUCCCCAGGGAUGCAUACGCAGACUUCCAGAGUACCUCGGCGGAGCGGGGCUCAGACUCGGAGGAUGAGUCCUUGCUGCAGCAUGGACACCCCAACCUGGCUUUCCCAAAACUGUCCGAGGGCUCCUCUGACCAGGAUGGGUAGAGGCCUGUGCUAAAGAGCCCAGAUGCAGUGUCUUCUGUGGGACUGUCCCCAAGGCUGAGGCUGCUGCCAACUCCUAGGGUCCUCUGUACCUGCCCUGCUGGAAGCCCCAGCUUUCCCCGGAGCCCCAGGCUGUGUUAGGAUUCUCUGGGCCUCUUCUCUGUACCUGCAGCCCUGCACACAGGGCCCUGUGAGCUCCCCCUGCAGCCCUGUGAG